Molecule: messenger RNA, 1788 nt
Organism: Halteromyces radiatus
Lineage: Eukaryota; Fungi; Mucoromycota; Mucoromycetes; Mucorales; Cunninghamellaceae
Product: glycyl-tRNA synthetase
Exons: 1
Coding region: 13-1695 (560 amino acids)
Biological process (GO): glycyl-tRNA aminoacylation
Cellular component (GO): cytoplasm
Molecular function (GO): glycine-tRNA ligase activity; ATP binding
Source: RefSeq, a predicted model, not a curated record
UUCUAAAGCACCAUGGCACAAAAGUUUCGAGCUCUUUUAGAUCUAUGUAAACGUCGAGGGUUUUUAUAUCAAUCAGCAGAAAUCUACGGUGGUUUACGAGGGGCAUACGAUUAUGGACCUUUGGGUGUGGAGCUAAAAAAGAAUAUUCAACAAUCCUGGUGGCGACAUCACGUUUAUUAUCGGGACGAUGUGGUAGGAUUGGAUACAAGUAUUAUUACCCCUCAUCCUGUACUCAAAGCAUCUGGUCAUGUGGACGAAUUUUCUGAUCUUUUAGUUGAUUGUAUGUUAACCAAGGAACGAUUUAGACCUGAUAAGGCUCCUGAACUUCAUAUUACAGAUAGUAAGGUCUUGGUUCAGGCACCUGAUAAAUCUACAGCUAAAUUAUGGCAACAACAUAUUACCGAACAAUUGGCUCCUGGUAUCAAAACGAUACUUGAUGGCAAGAAGAUUUGGCUUCCUUUGAUAUCUUUUACUUCACCUUCUCAUGGUCAACCUGGCUCUAUUGUAUUCGCCAUGAACAACAAUGAUACCACUUCUCCUUUGUCUCUUCCUUACCAUGGUUAUGUAGAACCUGAUAGUUUAUCACCUUUCCUGACACCUAGUCGACCUUUUAACUUGAUGUUUAAAACAUUUCUUGAUCCUAUUGAUCCUGUUGAACGCAUUAUUCAAACCACACAACAACAUAACAACGACAAUUCACAACAAACAGUACGCGAAGCUGUUGAUCAAGUAUUACGACCUUCUACAGUUUAUUUGCGACCGGAAACAGCACAAGGGGUCUUCAUCAAUUUUGAACAAGUGACACGCACCAUGAAACUGAAACCACCCUUUGGUAUUGCUCAGGUGGGUAAAUCCUUUCGUAAUGAGAUCCGACUAGAACAUGGUAUUUUCCGUACACCUGAAUUCGAACAAAUGGAAUUGGAAUACUUUGUUAGUCCAUGGACAGCUUCACAUUGGUUUAAUUAUUGGCGGAAACUACGCUAUGAUUGGUGGUUGACUCAUGCUUGUCAUCCAGAAGACUUUCGACAACGUGAUCAUGAAAAGGAUGAAAUGGCUCAUUAUGCAACUGGAUGUACUGAUGUGGAAUUUAAAUAUCCUUGGGGUUGGGGUGAAAUCGAAGGUGUAGCUCAUCGUGGUGAUUAUGAUUUGACUCAACAUAUGAAGAAUACAGGUGCUAACUUUGAAGUGACAACCACAGCAGAGGAUUUACCGCAAGAAGAAGAAGAAGAAGCAUUGGACAAGAACAAGAAUAAGAAAUAUGUACCCCAUGUGAUUGAAAGUUCGUGUGGAUUGAAUCGUGCCAUGUUAGCCUAUUUAUGUGAUGCUUUCCAUCAAGUACCUGAUCCUGAUAAUGACAAAUUACCACCAAGAAACAUUAUGAAAUUACAUCCACAAUUAGCACCCAUCAAAUGUGCUGUGAUGCCAUUGACAGGUAAGCCAGAAUUUUUACCUAUUGUACAAAAGGUAGCACAAUCCAUUCGACAACGUGGCUGGAAUACCAUGGUGGAAAGUCAAAAAUUGAAGAUUGGCAAACGAUAUUAUCGACAUGAUGAAAUUGGAACUCCUUGGUGUGUAACAGUGGAUUAUCAAAGUUUAGAAGAUGAUACAGUAACCAUUCGGGAUCGUGAUUCUGGUGAACAACGUCGAUUACCUUGGAAGGAUGUAUCUCGAUAUAUGGAACAACAUCUUUACUGAUAUUGGAUGAUCUUUUUUUUUGUUAUUAUUGUAGUUAGACUUUAUAUAUAGUUUUAUUUCAUCAUAGUACCUAUAGAUCAUAUAGAAAUAAAC